Capsaspora owczarzaki ATCC 30864 is the source of this 2193-nucleotide messenger RNA. RefSeq lists its product as hypothetical. Gene Ontology annotation, molecular function: amino acid transmembrane transporter activity. The coding region runs from base 1 to 2193 and encodes 730 amino acids. Gene Ontology annotation, cellular component: membrane. The record is from RefSeq and is a predicted model, not a curated record. Gene Ontology annotation, biological process: amino acid transport; transmembrane transport. The transcript has 6 exons. Lineage: Eukaryota; Filasterea; Ministeriida; Capsasporidae.
AUGUCCGAGUUUGACGCACUGCACGAUCGUGCCGUGUCGCCCACGGACUCGUUUACCGGCUCUGUCAACGUCGGCCCGACUGGGGCGCUUUCUCCUGGUGGUCGCCCGCAGCGCGUCGGGUCGUCGGCCUCGCUGCUGCUCCUCGGCCACACGGCUGUCGACACUGCCCACAUGCCCGAGGACGUCCAGGACUGGGAGUGGCCCGGCAGCGGCGUCGCCGAGCGCAUCAACGAUCUGACAUACACGUUCGCCCAAUCGCCUGUGCCAACCCGAACAUCGGUCAGCCACCACGGCGCGGACAACAGCACCAACAUCAACAGCGACGACGAGGAUGCUGGCUUGAUGGGUCGUGGCAAGCCGGCACCUUCGGGCGAUGGCGGCGCUGGCGACGAAAAGGCGAACGAUGUCACCAUCCCUUUGCUGGGUGGCGCGGUGCAAUCCGCCCACAAGAAGCUCGGCCAGCUCGCAGCCACUGCCAUUGCUGGCAACGACAUCACUGGUAGCUGUCUCUACACGCUUGGUAUCUGCACCUACUAUGCGGGUAUUUGGGCACCGCUUUCCCUCUUUCUGGUCGUCAUCAUGCUGUACUUUUUCCGCUCCAUCUAUGGAGAGGUCGUCACGGCACUGCCCGUCAACGGUGGCACGUACUCUGUUCUGCUCAACACAUCGACCAAGCUGCUUGCCGCGCUGGCAGCGUGCUUGACCAUCUUGUCGUACAUUAGCACGGCUGUAGUGAGCGCGGCUUCCUCCAUGGAGUACUUCAUCGGUCUGUACAGCGACACCAACGUCAAGGUCGGCACCAUUUGCGUGUUGGGCAUCUUCUGCCUCCUCACCUUGAUGGGCAUUAAAGAGUCUGCUCCUGUCGCCGUGACCAUCUUUAUUCUCCAUCUCCUCACCCUGACGAUUCUGAUUGUCGCCUGUUUUGUUGAUGCCUGCCAAGAUGGCUUCAAGAGACUUUCUCACAACUGGGAAAUCCGAGCGGAUCCCGACUUUCCCUACCCGGAUGUUGGCAAUGCCAUUUUCUACGGUUUUUGCGCAGCCAUGCUCGGUAUCACUGGUUUCGAGACCUCGGCCAACUACGUGGAAGAGCAAGCGCCGGGCGUGUUUGUCAAGACUCUGCGCAACAUGUGGAUUGCUGUGGGUCUUUUGAACCCGACCUUGAGCUUCCUGUCGCUCUGCACUCUUGAUCUGAAGGACGCCGUUCUGGGAUCCACGAACGGCACGAGCACGAGCGGCGGCAACAAUGCUUUGCUCUUGGCAAUGGUUCCCUCCUCGUACACGUGGCUGCAGAAGCUCGUCUCGGCUGACGCCGCGCUUGUCCUGAUGGGCGGUGUGUUUACCAGCUAUGUCGGCAUCACCGGUCUCGUUCGCCGGCUUUCGCUCGAUCGCUGCCUCCCCAGUGUGCUGGCCAAGACAAACCGCUUCACGCACUCGAAUCACUACAUUAUCAUUGGCUUCUUCCUGCUGUGCACGUCCUUGUAUCUCAUUCUCGACGGCAACCUGCUUGACUUGUCGGGCAUCUACACGCUCAGCUUUUUGGUCGUCAUGGGCUUGUUUGCUGUCGGCAAUCUGUUGCUCAAGUAUUCGCGCUCCAAGUUGCAACGCAAAGUCCACGCAAACAAACUCGGCGUGCUUCUUGCCCUGUCGGCUGUUGGUGCUGCGCUCGUUGGCAACAUUCUCCUCAACGUCGAGAAUGUCAAGUGGUUCUUUUUGUACUACUCGGUUGCCGUCAUGUCGGUCAUCAUCAUGCUCCGACGCACCUUUGUGCUCAAGCUCCUAUUGCGCUUCCUUCGUAACAUCAAGCACCAUCCUCUCAUCUUUUUCUGGCGGCCUACCCAAUGGGCGCUUGAUGCAUGCAUCUCGGCCAUGCGUUCCAUCAAGUCGCAAAAGAUGGUCUUCUUCGCCAAGACGGAGGACAUUACCGUCAUGAACAAGGCUGCCAUGUACGUGCGCGACAACGAACACACCAUGUGGCUUCAAAUUGUGCACGUGCACGCUCGCGGCGUACCAGUGCCUGCCGGACUGGAAGAGAAUGUGCGGACGCUCGAUCGCAUCUACCCCAAGAUGCGCAUUGACUUUAUUGCAGUCCAACACGACACGUUUGAUGGUGAGGCGAUCGAUCUCAUCAGUCAGCGUCUCGAGUUUGCCCAGGAUAUGGGUCAGCUCGGCAACGUCCGCCUCAUCACACAUUAA